UGUGGGCAAUAUGUGAAACAGUGGUGAACUAUCCGGUCGCAGACAUUAAUAAAUUAAAUAUGGUACGAUGAUAAGGUUCCAAUUUGAGAGGUGCAGUUUUGCUUUUUUUGUUCUAUAAACUCAAAGCACAGAUCCAGGAUCAAAACCUGUCGUCGUUGACUCGAGCAUCUGUGUAGAAAAGGGCUGAUCCCAGAGCUGUGACUGCCGUACCGGAAGUCGGUGCGCAGUUAAAAACAAAGUGGUGGUUUUCCUUGGAUAUAGUGUCCUGGUUGUCAUUUUAGGGGUCUUACGGUAAGAAACUCGCUGCCUCUAUCGGAAUUUGCGUCACUUUUUCUCCGGCGAUGUUUAAAAUUAGCAGCUUUAAUCACGAUUCUGUUCAUAAGUUAGCUUAGCUAGCUUGUUUGAGCACCGUAGCUAGCAUGCUAGCAUGUAGCCUAGCGGCGAAAGCAAGCUAGCCAAGACGGGCUUGGAUUGUACUUAUUAAAGCUGAUUUUGACUUAAGUGCCAUUUAGUUUCCAUGAAGCAUUCGCGUUCGGCGUUUAAUGCCAGCAACUGCGUCAAUAUUUAGUAAAACAAAACCAACAUAGAUAUCGUAAUCUCAGCCUAAUGAUGGGUACCGGGGUGGUCCAGCUCACCUCAACGUCCCACCACGAGCACAUCCUGGACUCCCUACACCACCUGAGGCUGCAGGGGCACUUCAGUGACGUCACCGUACAGGUGGAACACCAGGGAGACGUGCAGGUUUUCCAGGCGCACCAGGUGAUCCUCGCCGCCUCCAGUGGCUACUUCAAGAAUAUCCUGCUCUCCCAGGACGCUGCCAGGGACAACAUCCCACUUUCCAACAUGCAGCCCGGAGACUUUUCCACGUUUUUGGAAUUUGUCUACACGGGAAAAUUAGUGGUCACCCAGAGCAAGCUAGUGAAUAUCGAAGAGGUGGCGAGGCUUUUGGAUUGCAAGGAGCUCUUGAAGAUUUGCGGUGCCGCCAUCAGCGCCGGGCUCCUGCAGGAGCCAACCAGUUAUGGGUCCAACUCGGAUGCGGGAGAGACUCCAGCAGUAGAGUGUGCGGCUGCCAAAAGCAGCAGCAGGAAGAGACGCAAGCUCGCUCCAAAAAGCUCUGAGAAGCUUUCAAAAAGGUCAAAUACCAUGGAGACGGAUGGCGAGAAGGAAAGAUUGGGCGGCCAUGAGGUCGUCGAGGGCUGUGUAAAGACAAGCCAAGAGGCUUUGAAGGAAGCUAAUAAAGUGUCCGACGAGGAGGAAGCGGGAACUCCGACAGAAUCAGACGAGUCAUGGCCGCCAUCGCCUCCUGUGGACGUGGUCGACGUCGGACCUGAUGACGAGGGCUCGCUGAGUCUGUACCAUGGCGAGGAACCUUUACUAUCUACGGGGGAGGAGGACGAGGAGGAAGAGAACGGACUGCCAAAAAGGAAGCCUCGGUUCCUGUGCAACAGCUGCCACCGGACCUUCUUCUAUGAGAGAUGCUACAUGAAGCACGUCAGCACCUACCACGGAGUCAAAGCGGACCUGGUCUAUCGCUGCAAGACCUGUCUGCAAACCUUCUCCAACCGCAGCAACCUGAAGAUCCACGAGAAGCACGUCCACAGCACCGAGAGACAGUUCUCCUGCGACGUCUGCGCUAAGACCUUCAAGCGGAAGAAGGACGUGGUCCGCCACUACCAGCAGGUGCACGACCCCCAGUAUCACCAGUGUCCCGACUGCGGCAAGUCGCUCAGCUCCAAAGCGUCGCUGGAGCUGCACAAGAAGAUUCACAGUGGCGUCAAGCCCUUCGCCUGCAGCGAGUGCGGCGCCCGCUUCACCCAGAACUCCGCCCUCAAAAUGCACCAAAGGGUCCACACAGGAGAGAAGCCAUUUUACUGCGACAAGUGCGAUGCUCGCUUCUCCCAGAAAAGCAUGCUGGUGUAUCAUAAGCGCUCCCACACAGGCGAAAGACCCUUCAUGUGCGAGGCCUGCGGGAAGAGCUUUGCCUCCAAAGAAUACCUGAGGAACCAUUCCAACAUCCACACGGGCACCAAGCCAUUUAAGUGCGAGCAGUGCGGCCGCUGCUUCGCCCAGAGGAACUCGCUGCGGCAGCAUUUAACCAUACACACAGGCGAGCGUCCCUACGCCUGCACGUUCUGCAACAAGCAGUUCACGCAGCUGAACGCCCUGCAGAGGCACCAGCGCAUUCACACCGGGGAGAAGCCCUACAUGUGCGGAAUGUGCAGCCGCACAUUCUCUGACAAGUCCACGCUCCGCAGGCACACGGCGACUCAUGACUCCAGCGCUCCGUGGAAGAACUACCUGGUGGUCCUGGAGGGCAACGUGGAGAAGAGAGCCAAAGUUGCGAGUAAGGCGCCUACACAGGGGAAAAAGACCCCGGUUAGAAAAGGCGACUCCAGAGUGCAUAAAACCAACGCCGAAGCUGUGGUAGUGGCCGAGCCCGUUGCCCUCCCGUCUGAGUGGGCGGGGCACGAGGCCAUUGCCCUGGUCAGCCACGCCCACCUGGGCGGGAUCACCGUCAUUCACACUGAGGUGCCGCUCGGGACUCAGUUGCAGUCCGUGGUGACGCCGGACAACACAGAAGCCGGUGUUGUGGCCUCGGAUGGGUCGGCCGUUCCCGUCCCCUUGUCUGAGUCGGAGGCUUCCAUGUCAUCCGUCCUGGAAGCGGCCGCCUCUCUGGCCGUCUUGGCUCCAGUGUGUGAAGCCUCAGCCCGUGCGCGGGUGAUAGACCCUGACAUUCAGCCUGUGAUCGUGAACCACAAGAUAUGUGACGACGCGCAAAACACGGCAGACAAGCCUUUGGAUGACAUGAAAGGAGAAGUCAAGUCCUAGAAAAUACUGAAAAAAGCAUCGUUUUGGUUUGUCGUCGUGUUUGCUCUGUUCUCAUCGUUCAGACUGUGAUAGUAAACACAUAUUAGCUAUUUAACUAGCAGGUACUAGAAAUGUUCCACUUGCACAUGAAUAGAAAUAAAAGACAAAAGGUGGCUGUUUAGUGGAAGGUCUGGUCUGGUUAAUUAGGAUCUCCAUUUACAUGCAAACUUACUAUACUAUACUUAUAAAACACAUUGAAUGGCAUUUUCUACAAUUAAAAAAAGUAAAAAAAAAACCUGUCACCCAAUUCACAUGGUUAACAAAUUAGAGGUAAAUAGAAAAAGUUGUUUUACAGUUGAGUCAAUGUGACCUUUUUUAUAUUUUAAGAGUUAAUACGACAGUAAUCAGUUUUAUAUCCAAGGUGAAUUUUUCCCCCCGAUUUUUGGCACCCCCUGGAGGCCACAGCGUCCUUAGCAGUUAUUGUGUUUUUUCAAAAUGAAUAAAUGAUCACUGUUUCGUGGGUGAAUGCAGCCUACUAGUUAAAAAUAAUAUGCAGAAUAAGCUGGCUUAAAUGAAGCAUUUUCAAUCAUAAAAACGUCUAAAUGAUCUAACUAAAUGAACUAAAGUACAACAAAUCCAAGGCAGAAGAAGCAUUGCCAUUGUGAAUGUAGUAUUCUACAUUGGCCACUAGGUGUCGGUGUUCAGUGAGACAGGCACAGACUCCUCACAAAGGUUCCCUUGGGAACACAUUUACUGUGACACUGCUCAAGCUGGAGUUUUAUUUACUUCUUUAUUGGUUUAUUUACUUAUUUAGUCUACUACAUAGGUUCUCCAAGUGGGGUACGUGAAUAAAAAUGAAAAACAAUUAGCGCCUAACACUCACAAUUACGAGCGCACCCGAAGGCCUCACAGCACAGAGCAGAAAGAAGGAAGGAGACACGGCAUGAAGUUGUUGAUUGCUCUGUGUGGUUAUAUAAGUGAAAGCCUGUCCAUGUAUGAGCGUGUCAGGAUGACAGAGUGAAAAUGAGGCUUUAUCUCUUAAUCUGCUUGUAUGUAUUUUUCUACUUUAUCAUGUUUGUUCAACUUUCCCUUUCAAAUGAAUAUGCAGUGGAAUUCACUGAGAUUGCAAGUGACCAGGGAAGCUCCAGUUUAACCUAUUGAAAGGGAAGGAUAAAAGAUAUGUAAGACCAAUACUUACAUACUUUAUUCAUCAAAUCCACAUCUUAUGUAUAUAUCAGUGCCCAUGGAAAACUUGUAUCGAUACAACAAUUGACCGUGCACAACACACACAAUGACUUACUAUAAAAUUCAUGAACCAAUGAAUCGUGUUUAACAUUUCAGUUGAAUGAAAUGUAAAGAUGCUUUAUGGGUUUUUUUUAGUGGGGGGGGGAGGGGGGACAUGGCCUCCAAUCAAAUGUUGGAAGGGGUACGCCACUGUAAGAAGUUUGGGACCCACUGGUCUACUGGUCAUUUGAAGCUGCAUGGAAGUACGCUGUCCAGAAAAAAACAAUAAAUGUGUGAGUCUGUCAUCUUAUUUACGUCUAAUAUGUCUUACUUUCUCCAAUUCUAUCUACUCUAUUGGGUGUAAAGGUGACUGUAGGCGUGUCAUUUGAUGUUUCAUUUCAUUAGAGGGCUAAUCAUGUUAAAAAGCAUAUUGAGAAGAUUGUAAACAGGUUUU
Messenger RNA from Dunckerocampus dactyliophorus (ringed pipefish), 4486 nucleotides. RefSeq names its product GDNF-inducible zinc finger protein 1 (gene gzf1). The transcript is spliced from 7 exons. The record is from RefSeq and is a predicted model, not a curated record. Gene Ontology annotation, biological process: regulation of transcription by RNA polymerase II. Bases 607 to 2829 code for a protein of 740 amino acids. NCBI's taxonomy places the organism in Eukaryota, Metazoa, Chordata, Actinopteri, Syngnathiformes, Syngnathidae. Gene Ontology annotation, molecular function: DNA-binding transcription factor activity; protein binding; RNA polymerase II cis-regulatory region sequence-specific DNA binding.